This is a messenger RNA of Thecamonas trahens ATCC 50062, 4250 nucleotides long. RefSeq names its product adenylate/guanylate cyclase. The transcript has 2 exons. Gene Ontology annotation, biological process: intracellular signal transduction; cyclic nucleotide biosynthetic process. The record is from RefSeq and is a predicted model, not a curated record. Bases 301 to 4194 code for a protein of 1297 amino acids. NCBI's taxonomy places the organism in Eukaryota, Apusomonadida, Apusomonadidae. Gene Ontology annotation, molecular function: protein binding.
CCCUCCCCCCCCUCCCUCCCUCCCUUCCUCUUCCUUUCUCCCCUUCCUCCUUCCCACCACCCCACCGCGGUCUUCCGCCAAUUUGUUCUCUCCCCCCACCCUCCACUCAAAAAAAACACUCCACCGGAUUCAGUCCCAAACCAAUCCAAAACACUUCGUCUUUGCCAGUUCCCGGCCAAGGUCGCGCUAAGACACUCAACUCGACUCCGAGCUUCUUCUUCCCGCCCCUCCUCCUCCUCCUGCCGAGCCAGCCUUCCACACAGUGGCGGGUAGUGCAGUUGCCCACAUAGAUUGCGAGCCAUGGAAAAGUUCAACGGAUGGAUAGAAGCAUGGCGGGUGAACAGACUCGAGUCGCUCUGCAAGGAAUGGGUGAACUACAUGCUGCAAGAUCGGUUCAUGCACUUGGGCGAACUGAGUGACCUGCGGAAUCCGACGGGUUUGCUGGCACUGGCGCAGAUCAUCACGCCCAAGGAGAUAGAUAUGUUCAAUCACGAUGACGCGCCACUGGUGGUCAACCCAGUGACCGACGACCAUCGCAAGCACAACAUGGAAACCUGUCUCAAACUCGUCCGCUCGGCAGGCGUCCCGAUCUCGGCCCAUCCACUGGAAAUACUCAACGGCGACAUCCAGAAAAUCAUCUGGACCGUUCUCCAGAUGGCUCGCUUCUACUACUCGCGCCGCCUGUUCACAGGCGGGAAACAUGCGUGGGGUGCGUCCACGCCGCGGUCGGCCGCAUCAGCAGCCUCGGCCUCGGCCUCGGAGCAGCUCUUCUCCCAGCGCCUCCUUGCUCAUCUGCAUACCUUCCUUUCCCUCUCUUCUUUUCCUUCCUCAGUCACUCUCCCGCCGCUGACCAACUUUCGCGCGCAGUGGCGCGACGGCCGCGCCGCGCUCCUCCUUGUCCACGCCCUCGCACCACAAACCAUCGAUCGCGUUCCGGUGGCAGUCUUUGUCGCCGCGAGCUCGGCCUCACUCCCAUCGCACAUGCACGACUCGGACUCGUCGUCCUCGCUUGCCGCCUUUGAUGAUGCCGACACUGCGCUGGAGAUUCUACUCUCCGACGCCGUCACCGCCCGCCAGCGCUACCACAUCGCCAUCGACGCCCUCGCCGAGGCCUUUGGCAUGCCGCAUCUCUUCACGCCCGAGCUCAUCGCCACAGAGCCUGAGGAGGUCUCGCUCGAGAUCUUUGUGGCCAUGGCGCUCAAUUACCGCUCGGCGCUCGAAGGCUCACCCACGGUGUCGACCUCGGCCGCGUCGCUUGCCUCGCCGCUACAGAGCUCAUCCGAGCCCGACUCACCGUCGGCCAGCCAGGACGCCCGCACCUACGCCAUGACGCUCAAGGUCCAGCUCGAUGAGGCCAACGCCUUCCUCGACACCGCCCGCUCGGAAAUAUCUCGCCUCCAGUCGCAGAUCUACCACACGGAAGCUGCGCACGUCUCGAUUGUCGAGCGGCUCGAGGCCGCCGAGCGCGAGCUCGAGGCCGCCGCAGGCCGCGAGGCCGCGCUUCAGGCCCGCAUCGACGACGUGGUGGCCCAGAAAGAGUCUCUCAUCACCGAGGCCAAGCUCACCAUCGCCCGUGUCCAGAACGAGCGCAAGACCGCAGAGGACAAGUUCCGCUCCGCGCUCGAGAUGUCGCAGGUCACCGCCAAGAAGUUCAAGCGCCUCCAAGCCCAGGUCCGCAUCCGCAUCGAUGAAGAGCGCAAGUCGCUGGAGCAGGACGUCGAAGCGCCAACGGGGGAAGUCACCCUCAUGUUCACAGACAUCCAGAACUCGACAGAGCUGUGGGAGGCCGAUGCCGCCGUCAUGGCCGCCUCGCUCGAGAUCCACAACGACAUAUUCCGCUCCAUCCUUCCGCGCUACCUCGGGUUUGAGGUCAAGACCGAGGGUGACGCCUUUAUGGUUGCCUUUUCUUCGCCGGUCGACGCCGUCAUGUGCGCCCUCGCACUCCAGCGCGCGCUCCUCACCGCCCCGUGGCCGCCGUCACUCCUCAAACCCCCGGGCAUCCCCAUCUGUGCCCCGGCCUACGCCAGCAACGGAUCGCUCCUCUGGCGCGGCCUCCGCGUCCGCAUCGGCAUCCACUGCGGAAGCCCAACCUGUCGCGCGGACCCCAUCACCGGUCGCAUGGACUACUUUGGACCCAUCGUCAACCGUGCCGCCCGCAUCGAGUCAGUCACCUCGGGCGGCCAAAUUGUCAUCUCUGAGACCGUCCACGACGCUGUUGCCGGCCUCCUUCCUACCCUUGACCCGCCCGUCGUCGUCCGGGACCUCGGCACCGUCGCCCUCAAGGGCAUCGACGAGCAGCUGCACAUCUAUCAGGUCGCAGACAACCAGCUCGUCGCACGCGUCUUUGACACGCCCAACGCAAAGCGCGGCGAGGUCCUCGACAUCGUCAACAACCCCAAGUCCAUCCACGCAGAGCUUGACGUCGCCACCAAGGACACCCAAGACCUCGCCGCGUCGCUUGCUCGCAUCGCCUCGGAGCUCGAGGUCACCAAGUCCGCGCACCACGCAGACAUUUCAUCCAUCGUCAAGGCCAUGGAGACGCUGGCCACAGCCACAUCCUCCAUCCGCCCGGGCGCCCUCGCCAAUGCCCGCAACCUCGACACCUCGUUCUCGUCGCCGACGGCGGCUUCCAUUCUCUCUGCAGCCUCCCAGCACUCAGUCUCGCGCGAGGACCUCUUGGAAGCCCUCCAGUUUGUCCGCCACAUCGGCCCGUCGGUCCAGCACCUGCAAGACCAGCUGGCAGCCUCGCAGUCUCAGAUCGAGGCUGCAAACCUCUCGGUUACCGUCUUGCAAAAGCACUUUCAUGCCCUCCGCGACCAGGUCCGCAACCUUCUUCACACCCGCUCGCUCGCCGAGCCCGACGACUACGACGCCGACGCCUAUUCCGACGCUUCCUCGCUCGCCUCCAACUUUCUCUCAUGGAAGCGGUCCGCAGACUCGCACAACUCGCGCAUCCACGCCAACUAUGACAAGCUCGCCCGCGAGCUCGAGGCCGCCAUUCGCGCAAACAGGCUCCUCAGACGCCAGCUCAAGCACGUUCUCUCGCUCUCGGCCGCAGAUCGCGCUGCCUUUGGCCUUGAAGACCUCGACCCGUCGUCGCCGUCGUCAUCGUCGUCGCCGUCGCGCCCCUCGCGCCGCCGCAACACCCUCUCGGCCGCCUUGCGCCCGGCUCAGGAGCAGCUCGUCCCGCCGUCGCCCACCCGCUCCAAGCUCCAACGCGCCCAGUCUAUUUCGCUCGCCCGUGCCCACCGUUCGCCAACACGCGAGGCCAACGCGUCCGCGCCGUCGCCCGAGUCUCUCGGGCGCAAGAACACAAUCCCCAGCCGCCGCAAGUCGGCCUCGCUCACAUCCAUCCACGUCGACCCGGGCACCCCGACGCCAGGGCCGCAGCGAGAAACGCUCUCGCGCUCGCCGGUCUCGCGCAAGAAACGCUCAUCAACGCGCUCGCGCUCACGCUCCCGCUCGAGCUCAGCUACUCUCCCGCCGCGCCCUGACGCGCCGUCCUCGCUCUCGCCGCCCAAUCUGGCCUCUCGCCGUGCCUCGUUCCGCUCGGGCCUAGCCAUGCUCUCGCCGGUCCCAGAGGGCCGCACUAAGCUCGGUCCCGCCUCCUCGUCCAGCUCAGAGUCGCAGCUCUUCGCCCCAUCCUCGCCGCCCUCGGCCACCAACCUUGCUUAUUCGCAUAACCUCUCUCCAGGCUCCAUCGCCCGAGUCCGAGUCAAGGUGAGGCGCAGGCGCCACUCGCACGACUCGCCAGCUUCCUCGCCACGCCUCGCCUCCAAGUCGCCGACUCGCAACCACAACCACCGCCACCGCAGUCGCGAGAGCAGCGAGAGGGGUCGCGAUGACCACGGUGGAAGUCGCCGCAAGGUGAUGCGCAAAGUCAAAUCGGUGGCUGACGUCCGCGCCGACAAGCUCCCACCCGCAACGCCUCGCCCUUGCCCUUGCCCUCCAGCCUCUCGCUCCACGCCCUCCACAAGCUCCCUGCCAUUCCUCACAAGCCGCGGCCCCAGAACUUUGGCCACGAGUGUGAGCGCGAGGCCAAGCAUCAUGCCCGCCACAGCAACGAGGACCAGCUCACACAGCCGCCGUCGACGCCCACAGGCCCGCUGGAUCCCGACCUCACAUUAUCAGCCGUGUUCACCGACUCGGACUCGUGCUCCGAUUCCGACUCGGACAGCUCAAGCUAGCCCUUAACGGUAUGUCGCUCGGACGCGUUGUCGCUCGUCUCAAAGUGAACAACUCAAUCAUGC